UUCCGGUGCUCGUCUCCCUCUGCUUCUCCCCGUCCCCCUCCUCUCUCCUCCCUCCGUCCCGCCUCCGGGAGAGGUCGACGGAGAGAGGGAGAGCCACGCCGUCGGCCCGCGCCAGCACCGUCUCGACAGUUGUGAACUGCAAAGCUGAUCAAGAUGCCAGCACUGAGAAUGAAGAGAAAGUUUGACGAGGAUGCUUUUGGGAAUGAGUUCGACACCAAGUCCAAGAAAUCUAUGAAAAUCUCGCAUUUUCAAGUUGAUGAGUUAGAGCAGGCAGCUGUGUUGAACUCGUCUUAUGAAGAUCCUCAGGAUGAGCAUGAGCCAACAAGUGAGCUAGCUGUCCAGGAUAUUAGGAUCAUGGAAGUUUCUGCCUUGGAUGCUGUACUUGGAGGAACAUCUAUUGCUUUGCUCAAGGAUUUAAUAUCUGAAAGAGUGGUUUCACCAAAUUUGGAAAUUGAUUCCUCGUCUGAUAAUGAUGGCAGCAAAUCUCAGUUAAAUGUAGUCACCAAUGUUGAUAAAGAUGUUGCAGAUGGUGUAAUUUAUGCAGCACAAGAUAAUUGUGCUGUUAAUGAUCAUGAAGGAGUCCUGGGCUCAAACCAGGACUGCAGUCUGUUGGACAUUUAUAAUCCCGACGAUGCUUUCCCUUUCUUAUUUGAUGCUCCAACUGGUCUCCUGGCUAGCUACAGUACAUUAUGUGAUGAAUUUGUAUCGAUUGAUUCAUUGAUAGACAUGAGCGGCAUUUGCGGAAUGUUCCCACUUAAUGAGAUCACUGUGGAAGGCGGUAUUUGCAAUGAAGCAUGCUCAUCACCAGGAGAUAUGUGCUACAGUAACACUGGUGGGGAGUACUUUAGUAACUCCGAGGUGUUAGAGUGGCUUAAUCCAUAUGUGGAUGAGGAGAAUGUACCUAAUCUUAUUGACUAUGCCGAGUUGGGUUCAGAUGCUGCUUGUGUACCUAAAGAGCAAGCGACCAGGAAGGUCACUCUUGUGCUUGAUUUGGAUGAAACCCUUGUUCAUUCAACCAUGGAGCACUGUGAUGAUGCUGAUUUUUCCUUUCCUGUGUUCUUUGAUAUGAAAGAACAUGUGGUAUAUGUGAGGAAGAGACCACAUCUGCAUAUGUUCCUCCAGAAGAUGGCUGAGAUGUUUGAUGUUGUUAUAUUCACAGCCAGCCAAAGUGUCUAUGCAGAUCAGCUGCUUGACAGGCUUGACCCAGAGAAGAAAUUAUUCUCUAGGCGCUUUUUCCGUGAGUCGUGUGUUUUUACGGAAAGUGGUUACACAAAAGAUCUGACUGUCAUUGGAGUUGACCUUGCAAAGGUUGCCAUAAUUGACAACACUCCGCAGGUUUUCCAAUUGCAAGUGAAUAAUGGUAUACCCAUAGAGAGCUGGUAUAAGAACCCCUUGGACGAGGGGUUACCCCAGCUGAUUCCAUUCCUAGAGACUCUUGCUGUUGCGGAUGAUGUUCGACCCAUAAUUGCCAAGAAGUAUGGCAACUAAAAAGGAUAAUUGCUGAGGUUUUCCGGCAAGUGAUAGGAGCGCAGAUUGGUGGUUUAAUCACAUAGAGGAACAAGAACUCACAUGACAUGUUGACUGGACUAGUUGAGACUUUGCAGUUUUCUUCUCUUAUUUACAUCGCUUCCAUAGGAUCAAGAAUUUUGGUUGCAUAGCUACCCCUCUUGAAAUUGUACAUAUCCUCAGCACAUUCCAUAGAAUUUUGUACAUAGAAUGCUGUUAGAAAUGAAAAUGAACCUAUGAAAAUUUCUUCUU
Molecule: messenger RNA, 1758 nt
Organism: Lolium rigidum
Lineage: Eukaryota; Viridiplantae; Streptophyta; Magnoliopsida; Poales; Poaceae
Product: CTD small phosphatase-like protein 2-A
Exons: 7
Coding region: 154-1488 (444 amino acids)
Molecular function (GO): phosphoprotein phosphatase activity
Source: RefSeq, a predicted model, not a curated record